Vicia villosa (hairy vetch) is the source of this 1011-nucleotide messenger RNA. RefSeq lists its product as uncharacterized. The transcript is spliced from 2 exons. Lineage: Eukaryota; Viridiplantae; Streptophyta; Magnoliopsida; Fabales; Fabaceae. The record is from RefSeq and is a predicted model, not a curated record. Bases 1 to 1011 code for a protein of 336 amino acids.
AUGACGGAUUCUGACAUAGAUUGGUAUAAUACAAGAUUGCAGAUUAACAAGGAAUCCAUGGUAGCGAAGACGGUGAAAGACUCUAUAUUUAGAUUGGGGUUAGUUUGUAUGGAUCCUGAAGAAGAAGCUCAACUGAAUAUCGAAGUGAUGGAGAAGAGAGACAAUGAGGGAAUGUUUGAAACAAAAUUACCUAGUUUUAAUUUGAAGUUGUCAGAAGAGUUUUGGGGGGCGAAGGAUGUGGAGUGGACACAUCUGGAUUCUAAUGGAGCUUUAGGAGGUUCGGUCAUUUUGUGGAGGAAGAACUUAAUAGAUCUUAUUUCGAGCUAUAAAGGAACGGGUUUCGUGGGCUUGAAAGCGAGACUUAAUGGCUUAUGUAUAAACUUCAUAAAUGUGUGCGCUCCCUGCAAUGCGAUUUUGAGAAGAGAGGUAUGGAAGAACUUAUUGAGGUUGAAAAAUUCGAUAGUGGGGGAAGAUAGGUGCAUAGGUGGUGACUUUAACUCUGUCAUGUUCAAGGAAGAGAGGUUAGGAAAGAGUGCUGGAAGCUGUGGCAAGGAUUCUAUAGAUUUCCUUAACUUUGUGGAGGAAAUGGAGUUAAUAUAUCUUCCUUGCGUGGGAGGGAGAUUUACUUGGUUCAGCGGGAAUGGUUGUGCUAUGAGCAGGUUGGACAGAUUUUUUAUUUCUGAUAACUUGGCAUUAAUUUGGAAGUUAGAUAAUCAGGUCGUGGGUAAAAGAGUAUUAUCGGACCAUUGUCCAGUGUGGUUGAAGGCAGGUGGGUAUGACUGGGGGCCUAAACCUUUUAGGUUCUUCAAAGGCUGGUAUAAACACAAAAACUUAGACUCUUUCAUGAAGAAGGAGUGGAACUUACUAUCCGUUAAAGGGGGAGGUGACUUCGUUAUGUACGAGAAAUUAAAAAGGCUAAAGGUAAAGUUUAAGGUGUGGAACAAAGAAGUUUUUGGAUGGAUUGACUUGAGGAUUGAUGAGAAAGUUGAAAAACAAUAUGACCUGGACUAG